AAUGGUGAGACACGGCUGGAACACUAUUAAUGACUAGUUGAGUAGGAGGAGACUCCAGAGACAAUUAGGACGAAAGACACAAUAAAAGGCCACUGUUGCUGACUGUUUUAAUAUUGGUGUGCUCAGUGCAAUGAGCAAUGACAACUACAAGGGUAAGUUUAGUACUUGUGGAGCUUUUUCUGAUCUUCAACUAUGUGCGUAGUACACCUGCAUCUCCACAAGCUGUGAAAAUGCCCCCUCAAGCUCCUCAGCUUCCUGGGAAGCCCACUUUACAGCCACAGAUGCCUGGACCGGUUGCAAAAUGCCAAGUGCAAGAUUAUGAAAGGGUUCCUUGUGGAGAACCUGGCAUCAAUGGUGAUCAGUGCACCACUAUAAACUGCUGUUUUGAUGGCCAACAGUGCUAUUAUGGGAAGAUGGUGACUGUCCAGUGUACCCUUGAUGGCCAGUUUGUGCUGGUGGUGGCCAGAGAUGCCACAGUUCCCAGGAUAAGCCUGGAGUCCAUCAGCAUGUUGGGAGGAAACAGUAGACCCUGUAGUCCUGUUGACUCCAAUACAGCCUUUGCUAUAUACCAGUUUCCUGUAACUGCUUGUGGGACAACCAUGAUGGUACAAGGUGGCUAUGUGGUCUAUGAAAACAGGAUGCUCUCUUCCUAUGAAGUUGGAGUUGGACCCCGAGGGGCAAUCACCAGAGACACUCACUAUGAGCUUUACUUCCAGUGUAAAUAUUCAGGUGUUGGCUUAGCCACUCUGGCUAUUGACCCUUCAGCCAAUGCUGAUCCUCCAUCCGUUGUUGCUUCUGGACUACUCCAAGUAGAACUAAGACUAGGAAAUGGUCACUGUGUUGCCAAGGGAUGUGCAGAAGAUGAAGUAGCCUAUACCUCGUACUAUAGUGCUGCUGACUACCCUGUGACUAAGGUACUGAGGGAACCAGUGUAUGUUGAAGUGCACAUGGUGGGAAGAACUGACCCAAAUAUUGUCCUGGUUUUGGGAGGCUGCUGGGCGACUGCUUCCCCUAACCCCUACAGCCUUCCCCAGUGGGACCUUCUGGUGAAUGGGUGUCCAUACAAGGAUGACCGCUAUUUGACCAAACUGAUGCCAGUUAAUGGGAUGUCUGGACUUGCAUACCCUACCCAUUACAGACGCUUUGUCCUGAAGAUGUUCACGUUUGUGGAUCCAGACUCUAUGGCUCCAAUGCAUGAGACGCUCUACAUCCACUGCAGUACAGCUGUAUGUCUUCCAACUGCACAAGACUCCUGUGAACCCACAUGUGCCAGAAGAAGAAGAGAUGCUGCUGCAGGAGGCUCUCCUCACACCUCAGGAGUAGUGUCUAGUGGAGGUGUGAUCUUUACCCAAGGCUCCUCACCUCACUUUGUGUAAAGUUAUGGCGAAUAAAGCUUUUUUUUUUUUUUUUUAACUUUCAAUCUGGCUGUUUGAUUCAAAUGUUCUGUGUACAAGCUGAGUCUAGCAUAUCCAUCUAUGGUGGGUUCAGAGUUGUGAUCACAGGAGUAACAUUUGUGAUUUUACAUGUAACUUCAGUGUGUUGGUUUGUACAUGGUGCUUACUCAUAGCUGUAAUCCAGCAUGACUUGCAGAUGAUGGCUGGGGGGUGAAUUUUUAUUGUGAAACUUGAAUGUGUUGCUGUCUUGAUCGGAUUUAAGAGAGUACAAUGUCAAUAGAACCUUCCUGGUUAAGUGGGGGGGAUAAAAGGUACAUCUAUACCUAGGACAACUGACUAAUGUAAACCUAUUGAUUGGCUUUGAAUCAUAUAAAUGGAAAAAUUUCCAGCACUGAGAGAGAAAAGAAGAAUUACUGUCUAUAGCUGCUAUAAUGUAAGUGAGAACAGGAACUAACUUGUUUAGCAUGGGGACUGGCUGUUAAAGGAAAAUGAUCAGCUUUGGGGUGGUAACAGUAAUCCUGCUUCAUCCCACCCUGUUGUGGUUGGUUUUUUUUUUUUUUUUUUUUUUUUUUUUUCCAAUAAAAGUGUCUUAUUCAUAUACCCUACUAAGGAAUGAUCAGAAUAGUUGACUAGACAGCCGGGGCCCAGGCUGCUUUUAACGAGGUUUGGCCUCAACCUUGUGGUAUUGAGGGCGCUCACUAUGGAAUACUUCACCCAGCUCGGGUUUGCCUUACAUAUAACGGUGUUCAGAUGGACUUUGUUUCAGCGGAGGAAACAGGAGACUAUGUUAAACUCUUGAUAUCGGGGUGAAUUGCAUCACCUACACAGUGGAGUCUUUUUCGCUCUUCUAUUUUUUUUUGCACUCGGCCUUCCAGCUCUACAGAAUUCGGAUUUUUAUUGAAGAUAUUGGCGUUGCAUUACUUUGCCUAGAUUUUGUGGACCUUGCUCCUUAAAAUUUACUUCUGUAUUAAUGUGAUUCUCUGUUUUGAUGCUCUGAGCAGGUUAGAGUUUCUGUUUAUUUAAUUUUAUUAGUGUUAUCUCCUCGGCUUUAUGUGCUACAGUGUUAUAUUAUUUGUUACAAGUCUUUAAAAGUUAAGGACAUUAUUUGUUAUUGCGUGCAGACUGUUUAUCAGACUUGAAGUCAGUAGGGGCUUUUUCUCUUACUGGAACUUUUUGUCUUGGUAAUUUUGUUGGUUAGUUCAGCUUACACUGGGAGUUGUUUUCAUAAUGCUGGCAAUGUUCGGUUUCUGUAGGAUACACUGCUCUCAUUUGUUUAUGGAGAUGGGUGUUUGGUGGAUUGUGAGAGUAAGCAGAACAUGCCAAUGCUUUGAAGGAUGUGAAUUGGAACAGAGUAGUGUUAUUUAAUUGAGAAUCUGUUUUUAGAGGAUUUAAACCUAACAUGGUGAACAAAUUAUAUUAUAGAAUUCAGGCAAUUUUACUGGGGUUAUCUCAUAGUGUAGCAAGUAAUCUGGAAAGACCUUUGUAAUAUCAGUCUAAAACUGGAUUUAAAGUGAAGCAAGUUAGUAAAUGAAUCACAUGUAAAUGAGUUAUAUGAAAAUGAAUAAAUAAAUUAAAGACGAAUUAUCAGAAUACAGUCCUAAAGUCCAUGAGCUGUUAGGUGUAGAAGCUACUCAUAAAACCAGAUUUAAACAGAUUGUAUACCCUUCAGUGUGUGAGGUGGCUAAACAUCUGCUACCAUCUACUGGUCAAAAUGAGCAUU
Molecule: messenger RNA, 3114 nt
Organism: Ictalurus furcatus (blue catfish)
Lineage: Eukaryota; Metazoa; Chordata; Actinopteri; Siluriformes; Ictaluridae
Product: zona pellucida sperm-binding protein 4-like
Exons: 8
Coding region: 138-1376 (412 amino acids)
Biological process (GO): prevention of polyspermy; binding of sperm to zona pellucida
Cellular component (GO): egg coat
Molecular function (GO): structural constituent of egg coat; acrosin binding
Source: RefSeq, a predicted model, not a curated record